CGCUUCCCUGGUUGUCAUGGGAACCGGCGUGUUUCCGUAACGCGUCGGGCCUGCGAGUCUAAUCCCAAUAUGGCGGCCUGAGAACAGAGAGAACGAUCAGCAGAGACCGGAGGAGGCCGCGGGAUAUAGAGAUUUGUCGGCUACACUACACGGGGUUUUGAGUCGCUCCUUUCUUCAAAGUACUUGUUUACAAAAUGGCUACAGGGGGAGGAACACCUGAGGAGGGCGUUACGGAUCAAGAUCUGCCUAACUGGAGUCAUGAAUCUUUGGAGGACAGACUGAAUAAUAUGGACUGGAGUGGACAGAAGAAAGCUAACCGAUCAUCUGAGAAAAACAAAAAGAAGUUUGGUAUGGAGUGUGAGGCACGACUCACAAAUGACAUCUCUCCUGGGUCGUCUCCUGGUGUUGGUCGCAGGAGGACCAGAACACCACAUACUUAUCCACAUACUAGAUACAUAUCCCAAAUGUCUGUCCCAGAACAGGCAGAAUUGGAAAGACUCAAGCAGAAAAUCAAUUUUGGGGAUUUGGACCAGAGGAGCAUUGGGAGUGAUUCCCAAGGCAGAGCAACGGCAGCAAAUAAUAAACGCCAGCUUUCUGAGAACCAAAAGCCUUUCAACUUUCUACCACUUCAGCUGAAUACUAAUAAAGACAAGGCUACCACACCGAGCCCUCCAAAAAGAGAAACCAGUUUGUCGUCAUUGCCCAAAGACUUCCUAACUUCUGCCUACGCUAAAGAUUUGGGGCAAAAUUUUCAGGCAUCUUUGUCCGAUGAUGUGAGAGAAGAGGCUGCCAUUGACAGUAGUCAGGUUGUGAGUAGACUUGUACAGAUUCGCAACUAUAUCUCUAAGGCCAGUUCUAUGAGAGAUGACCUUGUUGAGAAAAAUGAAAGGUCUACAAAUGUGGAACGCUUGUCAAACUUAAUUGGCCAUCUAAAAGCCCAGGAAAAGUGUUGCCUUACAUUUCUUCAAAAAAUGCUUACUAGUGAAAAUGAGGAGGAUACCCGCACUAUAGAUUCAGCAAUGGGAUCAGGUUCUUUAGCUGAGAGCACAUCACUAAACGUUGAUGUGCAGUCUGAGGCUUCAGAUACCACGGAGAUAUCUCAUAGUCGGCCCUGCAUUGAAGACAAUCUAGACAGCUUACAAAUGAAAGUUACAGAAUUCAGCAUCUCUACCUCUUCUCAAAGUAAGGGUGGAAGCCCAGCUGUCAGUGACAGGGAACUGCGGCCACAUAGCAUUCACCUUCUGCAGUACGAAUUACAGUCACAGGCAUUAGAUCCUCAACAAGAGGCCAAAGAAGAAUUAAAAAAUAUGAAAAAACAACAUGCGUUGCUGACAAGGAUCCUUCAACAGCAGGAGCAGCUCAGGGCCUUAAAGGGAAGGCAGACAGCUCUUCUUGCCUUACAACACAAGACCGAACAAGCAAUCUCUGUGAUGGAUGACUCUGUCUUUGAAGUUGUUACAGAGACAACUGGCAGUGUGUCUGGACUGAGCCUAACAUCAGAGCUGAAUGAAGAAUUGAAUGAACUUAUCCAGCGUUUCCAUAACCAGCUGCAUGAUGUUCAGAGUCCUCCAGUACCAGAUAAUAGAAGACAAGCAGAGAGCCUCUCCCUUACAAGAGAGGUUUCUCGAAGUUUAAACUCAUCCAUUUCUGAACCAGUUUUAGAGGACAGAACUCCACUCUUUAGUAAAGUUGGAGUACUGUUGGAAAAGAAACAGAAAAUGGAUUCAAUUUUGGGAGAACUCCACACACUACAGGAUCACCAUUUAAAUAACACUGCAUGUUCCCCUCAAAGGGGUGUGGAUCAAAGGAGCGUAAGUUCAACUGCUUCUGCUCCACAGACCUCUGACAAUAGAGCAGCAAACAGCCCUGCAGCAUUUGCUGCUUUCCCUUCUGCUAACUCUAUGAAUGAUAGUGAAGAUGAAGAAAAUCAAAAUCCAGCAGAAAAGCUGAAAAAACUGAAAGAAGUUCGGAAAAGGCUUAAUGAGCUGCGUGACCUUGUCCGCUAUUAUGAGCAAACAUCUGAUAUGAUGACAGACGCUAUAAAUGAAAACACUAAAGAUGAGGAUGAGGAGGAAACUGAAGACUCCUGGAUUGAAUCAGACCAGGAAGUGAACCAACCAGUUAUAAACAUCAGGAAUCCACAACGUUUGAGUAGCUGGGGACCAGUGAAUAGCAUUUCUAACUCGCAUUGUGGAAAUAAUAACAGGGAUGAAAGGCCACUCAAUACCGACUGUGAAAUAAACAACAGAUCUUCAGUUAAUUUAAGAACCUUCAAUGUGUCCUCUGCAUUAGAAUGCCUGUACAAUAGGGGAUCUAGAGAUGAAGAGCAACAUCGCAAUGUUGAUCUGAAUGAUGCCGAUGAAGAUGCCGAUGAUGCAGAUGACGAUGCAGAUGAUGACGCAGAUGACGACCAAGAGAGUGUGGUUUCUCUAUCAAGUCGGAGCAGCGCCACUGAAGAUGCCCAAACUAUUGAAUAUGAGGAAAAAUUCAACCGUCUUGUAGCAGCCAAACACAAACUUAAACAACUUCAGGAUCUUAUUGCAAUGUAUGAUGGUGAUACAGAGUCCGAAACAAUGCCAGCUGAGAGAUCUGCCAGUGGAGAUCAUUCCUUACCGGAGGAAGCAAGCCCUAAACAGCAACCAAAUAACACACAGCCCAAUGUGUCUAAAACACCAAAGGAUGUAGCGCUUAAAGAACAAGCAAGGGAGAAAUUUUAUGAAUCUAAGCUACAGCAACAGCAGAAGGAACUAAAGCAGUUACAGGAAGAAAGGAAAAAGCUUAUUGAAAUACAAGAAAAAAUUCAAACUUUAAGAAAGGCAUGCCCUGAUCUACAGUUGUCAUCCAGUUUUAAGUCGGACCCAACAACCAGGAAUUUACCAACUGCUUCUUCUACGUCAGAAGUUAAUGUAAGCAAUGCUGCAGCCGUUCCGAACAUGCCAGACCCUGAAGACUCCUCGUCGGUGGAUAAUGAGGUAUGGUCAGAGAUUCGCUGGAACCAGAUUUUAAGGGAAGAUUUACGACAAAGAAGGAAGCAGCUGGAGUCUUUGAUGGCUGAACAUCAGCGGAGACAAGGACAAGAGAUCACGUCUGCUGCCUCCCUAAGAAGUGAUGACUCUGAAACUCAAGGCCUUCAUCAUCAAAGCAGAACUGAAAAAACUAUGGCCACUUGGGGAGGGUCCACCCAGUGUGCCCUGGAUGAGGAAGAUGAAGAUGAUGGCUGCAUUUCAGAUAUAAAUCAGGUGGAAGAUGAGGAUGAGGAUGAGGAAGAGGAAGAGCAGGAGGAAACAUUCCAGGAAAAUGUCACAUAUCUUAAAAGCAGUAUCAAUCGGAGUGCCUGCACUGGAGAGAACAGUAAACAGGGUUGGAAAGACCAGCACCCAUCCGCAGUUGAUGGCAAUUAUAGGCCCUCUCCCGGAACAAGACAGCAGCAAAAUAUUAGCAUGCGGAGGCAAGAAAACCUACGAUGGGUGUCUGAGCUUUCUCAGGUGGAGGAGAAACAUCUUUGGCAGGAGCAAAUAGACCAGAUAAAGAAGCAGCUGGAUUUCAGCACGAACAUGUGUCAGACUUUAAUGAGGGAUCAACAGUCUCUUCACUACCUCCUACAAAGCAUGUUUACAAACCCAUACAACAUGAUGCCUAGUAACUUGGGAACGUCACAAGCUCACCUCCUCAUGCACCAGCUGAACCAAUGUUAUACUCAGCUUAACUGGCAGCAGAGCAAUGUUCUCAGGCUUAAACAUAUGCUGAGUGAUGUAAUGCAGCAGCAGCAGGAGCCCAUGCAGCAGAACAGCCAGCAGAGGAAGCCUCAAGAGAGCAGUGCAGCACCCCCUGGGUCUCCUAAUGUGUUUGAUCAGUUUGGCUUCCUCCCACCACCCAUGAACAUUUUCAGCAUGCCUCCUUUUGGAAGCUUCCCCAAUAUGGUGCCAGGUGUGAACUUUAAUCCAGUCUUUCAGCCUGGAAUGGGGGAAUUCACUCGGGCUUCUAACUUUCAUACUGAUGUGCCCCUUCAAUCUCAAGAUCCAAACACUUCAGGGAAAACCGAGUACAUGGCUUUUCCAAAGCCAUUUGAAAGUAAUUCAUCAACUGCAGGGGACAGACAGAGCACUGCUUCUAAAGUAGCUGAGGGGGAACAUAAUAGGGGUAUCCAGUCAGAAAGCCAAAGUAAGGAUGAAGAGAAGAAGCCCUCCAGUAUGGAUGCUCCUCGUUCAGCAUCAGGAUGCUCUUUCAGGCAAUCAGAAGCAGCGUGCAGAGUGAAGCAGUUUGAUGAAGAAUCCAUGGACAGUUUAAGCAGCAUGCCUGAUCCGGUGGAUCCAACAACGGUUACUAAAACGUUCAAAUCUUUAAAAGCGUCAGCCCAAGCCAGCCUGGCUUCAAAAGACAAAACCCCAAAAAACAAAAAUAAGAAAAGAAAGAUUUCUCAUCAGAAAAACAGAGGACUAAAGAAUCUUGAACUCCAAAGUGCCAGCGCCUCCAGCAUCACUGAACCUAAGGAGAGCAGCAGCAAGCAUGCCCAGACUGAGGAAACUGGUGCAGGUAAACCCAUUACUUCUGAGCACUUGCAAAGACUUAGAAGGGACAGUAAAGCUGCAGACAUUUCUUCAGAAGCUGGUAGUGACUUCUCUAUGUUUGAAGCUUUGCGCGACACCAUUUACUCAGAAGUAGCCACGCUCAUCUCACAGAAUGAAUGCCGUCCACAUUUUCUUAUUGAGCUCUUCCAUGAGCUGCAGCUUCUGAACUCGGAUUACUUGAGACAAAGGGCUCUUUUUGCUUUACAGGAUAUUGUAACCAGGCGUGUGACUGAAAAUUUAGAAAGGAAACCUGACUGCUCCAAGCCUCUGGAUUCAGCGGGGUGGAUGGCAUCCAACUCUGAACUUACACCAAGUGAAAGUCUAGCUACAACGGAUGAUGAAAUGUAUGCAAAAAACUCUAACAGCCAAGCUUGCAAUGAUGGUGAGAAAAAUGAUGCAGAUAACAUUAGCAGUUUGUCAACUUCUUCCCUUUUUGAGCCUUUUGCAACAGAUGACCUGGGGAACACUGUGAUUCAUUUAGAUCAAGCACUGGCCAGGAUGAGGGAGUAUGAGCGCAUGAAAAUUGAGGCUGAAAAUUGCUUAGAUGCUGAAUGCUGCAGUAAGCUUAACAAUGCUGCUUCUAAUAUAGAAGGCUCCAAUGAUGAAGAAGAACACAGUAAACUGUGCAGUGAUGAUGGGUCUGCAGUCGCCUGUCCACGUAUUGAUACUCAGCAGCUGGACCGACAGAUCAAGGCAAUUAUGAAGGAAGUCAUCCCAUUCCUAAAGGAGCAUAUGGAGGAGGUCUGUUCUUCUCACCUUCUGACCUCCAUCAGAAGAAUGGUCCUCACUCUAACUCAGCAAAACGAUGAAAGCAAAGAAUUUGUGAAGUUCUUUCACAAGCAGCUGGGCAGCAUAUUGCAGGAUUCUCUGGAAAAGUUUAGCAGCAAAAAGUUGAAGGACUGUGGAGAAGAUCUCCUUGUUGAAAUAUCUGAAGUCUUGUUCAACGAGUUGGCUUUCUUCAGGCUGAUGCAAGACCUGGACAAUAACAGCAGCUCAGUGCAAAGUAGAGGGCAGCAUAAAGCAAACACCGAUGUUUUGCAAUCUUUCACCAAGAAGGCACGAAUAUUGUUGGAUGGAGUAGAAAGCUCUGACACCCGAGAGAGUGAUGAUGAAGACAAGGACAAGGAUGAAACGGAGAUCGUAUCAAAGUCACAAAACAAAUGUAUUGAUGUGUCUGAAGCUCACAGUGGGAGAUCUGACAUUUCAGAGGAAGAAGAUGGAAAUGAGAACAUUCCUGUGUCCAUCAGUUUAUCCAAAGCAGAAACACAAGCAUUGACUAACUAUGGAAGUGGAGAAGAUGAGAAUGAGGAGGAAGAAGAGAAUUAUGAGUUUGAAGCUCGCCCAGUGGAUGUACAGACAUCACUGGAAGCCAAUGCUGAAACCACUGAUGAAAAUGAAAAGGAACAGAUUUUGAAAAAUCCUAUCAAUGAAAUUGAAACAGAGGGUGAAUACACAGCAGAACUAUGCAUACAAGAAGCAGAAGAUGUACAUAAGGUAGAGGAGGGACAGAAUCAACCUAAUAUCUCAGCUGCCACUGUAUCCGAUUCCCUGAAUUUAAGCAAAGAUGGUGAUUUGUCAGCAUCAGUGGACAUAGAUACCAAGUCAAGUCUGGCAUCAGCUGAGAGCUCUGGACCUGGCAGUCCUGCCACUGACUCCCCUGUGUUAGUUAAUGAUUAUGAAACUGGCUCUGGAAACUUGAGUCAGAAGUCUGAUGAAGAUGACUUUGUGAAACUUGAGGAUCUGCCUCUUAAACUUGCUUUACCUAAGGCAGAACUGAUAGCUGAGAUGGAAAAAGAGCAACUAAACAAUAAUCUCUGUGAUGAAAUUUUAAAUGGAGAAGGACCUGGUGCUGAUUUUCUUGCGGGAGAUGCUUUAUCACUGAAAGAGCCAGAAAGUUAUGGAGCUCAUUCUGGAUGAAUCUAAAAGCAAAAUCCACAAGACAGAAUUUCAGAGUUUUUAAAUCUGCACUAUACCUUGAGUUUGUAAUAAAAUGUUAGGACACUGCCGUUAAGGUCCUGUUAAGAAAAGAAAAAAAAGAAACUGUCUUUGGCAGCACUGUUGUUGGAAACCACGGUUUAUCCAAGAGUACAAACACUGUUCUUUACGUUCUCCUAAUCAUUCUUUGUAUGACUUUUUGUAAAUUCUGAAUUGUUAGACGUUCUAAAUAAAGUUUUGCUUGUUGUAUAGUU
This is a messenger RNA of Rana temporaria (common frog), 6757 nucleotides long. It is a transcript of the gene PCM1, whose product is annotated as pericentriolar material 1. The transcript is spliced from 40 exons. Gene Ontology annotation, biological process: microtubule anchoring at centrosome; centrosome cycle; intraciliary transport involved in cilium assembly. The record is from RefSeq and is a predicted model, not a curated record. The coding region runs from base 195 to 6485 and encodes 2096 amino acids. Gene Ontology annotation, cellular component: ciliary basal body; centriole; centriolar satellite. Lineage: Eukaryota; Metazoa; Chordata; Amphibia; Anura; Ranidae.